CCAACAAGACGUUCACUUGUUACCAGAUCUGUUAAAGAUACGAACCUGGAACACGUGUCGGCUAACGAGUGCGUUCAAAGUGACAAUGGCGGCAAUCGAGUGAAACAAUGCAGGACACGGAGUGUCUGUCCCCCAGCAGCCCCCAGGCCAUGUCCCCCUGUCUGUCGCGCAGCCCCAGCCCGGCGCUGGACGACGACGAGAUCAGCGUCGGCUGCCCCAGCCCCCGGGAGCCCCCCGACCCCGAGGACUACUUCAAGCCGCUGAAGAAGCUCAAAAUGCUGGAGAUGCCGACGGGCGAGCUGGACGAGCGCAGCGACGGCGGCGUGAAGAGCUUCUCCAUCGUGGACAUCCUCAACCACAAGCCCAAGGUGCAGGCGAGGAUUGUGCGGCCCUGGGACCUGGACCCGGACGUGGAGGCGCAGCAGAGACUCGAGACUUUUCACAGACACCUCAAAGUGCAACAAUUGGCCCUUCUGAGGCCCGAAUUCGCGGCUUUCAAUGCGAGCUACACGUCGGAAACCGGAAGUGAUCGGUCGUCGAGUGUCGCGAGCGAUUGUUGUUCACCGGAUAUUGUGCCAGCGCAAAGACAGAGACACCAAGGGAAGCCGCAAGGGACGCCUCUGGAUGCACUGUUCCAGAUGACGUCCAAAACCUUCGAUUCGGGGGCGGGAGAGACGAGCCAAGACGCUCAGAGCCACCUCAACCUGUUCAACGGGCGGCAGCAGCCGAAGAAAAAGCGAAAAUCGCGAACGGCCUUCACCAACCACCAGAUCUUCGAGCUGGAGAAACGGUUCCUUUACCAAAAAUACCUCAGUCCGGCCGACCGGGACGAGAUCGCCUCCAGCCUCGGCCUGACCAACGCCCAAGUCAUCACCUGGUUCCAGAACCGGAGAGCCAAGCUCAAGCGGGACAUGGAGGAGCUGAAGAAGGACGUCGAGAGCGCGAAACUGCUCACAGCGCACAAAAGCUUCCUCGAGAACGUCCAGGACCUGGGCAUUUUGAAGAAGAAGGCGGUGAUCAGUGAGGACGACUGUCCCAAAAACUUGGUCGUGACGACGGAAAAGUGAGACUUCCGGACGGGGUGUAAAUAUUGUGUACAUAGUUUUUGUGUUUGUAAAAGUUGUAAAAAUUACGAUGCUCUAACAUAAUGUAAUUAGAUAAUUUAUUGAAGUUUUUCGUCUGUUUGACGGGUAUUUGCAAUAUUUUAAUAUACUUAAAAUGUGUACUAUAUAGAGCUUUAGUACUUAAAACUGUCCUAGCGUCAAUGUGGAUGAGAAAUAAACAUGUACGAAGUA
This is a messenger RNA of Tribolium castaneum (red flour beetle), 1295 nucleotides long. Its product is annotated as homeobox protein BarH-like 1. Gene Ontology annotation, biological process: regulation of transcription by RNA polymerase II. Gene Ontology annotation, cellular component: nucleus. The record is from RefSeq and is a predicted model, not a curated record. Bases 108 to 1067 code for a protein of 319 amino acids. Gene Ontology annotation, molecular function: DNA-binding transcription factor activity, RNA polymerase II-specific; sequence-specific double-stranded DNA binding. NCBI's taxonomy places the organism in Eukaryota, Metazoa, Arthropoda, Insecta, Coleoptera, Tenebrionidae. The transcript has 2 exons.